UUUCAAACAGAAUCAAGCAGAGUCACCAAAGGCGUCGUCGUCGCGAUAGAGACGACGAAGAAGAAGAAGCGAUGCAAAUCCUCUCGUCAAAGUAGAUCCUACUUCCAUCUCCAUCUUCCCGACGACGGAAUAAUCGAACUCCGAUCUCUUCUUCAUAGCUGUUUUCAGGAAUGGCGACGAGGAGAAACGUACGGUACGCUCAGCUUCCAGGGGACGAAGAUGAUGAGGAUUAUGCAAACGGUGGUGGAAGGAGAGAUUACGAUCCUCGAUUUGAUUAUACACCGAAAGCAUUUGAUAGAGUUCCGUGGAAAUCGAUAGCAUUGGCGUUGUUUCUUCUCUUCCUUGGUUGUUUGCUUCUUCUUUUGACGGUUUUUAUAUUUACUGGUCACAUGGAAGGAGAUAGCUCUCAGGGUUACGCGCUUCUUGUGCUUGGGAUUCUCACUUUCCUCCCUGGGUUCUAUGAGACACGGAUUGCUUACUAUUCAUGGAGAGGAGCUGAAGGGUACCGAUUUGCAGCCAUUCCCUCUUACUGA
Molecule: messenger RNA, 533 nt
Organism: Eruca vesicaria subsp. sativa (arugula)
Lineage: Eukaryota; Viridiplantae; Streptophyta; Magnoliopsida; Brassicales; Brassicaceae
Source: the annotation of a GenBank genome assembly